Cuculus canorus (common cuckoo) is the source of this 2290-nucleotide messenger RNA. It is a transcript of the gene DGAT1, whose product is annotated as diacylglycerol O-acyltransferase 1. Gene Ontology annotation, cellular component: endoplasmic reticulum membrane. The transcript is spliced from 16 exons. The record is from RefSeq and is a predicted model, not a curated record. NCBI's taxonomy places the organism in Eukaryota, Metazoa, Chordata, Aves, Cuculiformes, Cuculidae. Gene Ontology annotation, molecular function: diacylglycerol O-acyltransferase activity. Gene Ontology annotation, biological process: triglyceride biosynthetic process. Bases 105 to 1280 code for a protein of 391 amino acids.
GGCCCCCCCACUUUGUCCCCAGAUGCCACAAAGUGCAGGAGUCGCUGCUGAGCUCCGCCAGCGGCUACAGCAAUUAUCGGGGGGUCCUCAACUGGUGUGUGGUCAUGCUGGUGUUGAGCAACGCUCGCCUCUGCCUGGAGAACCUCAUCAAAUAUGGGAUCCUGGUGGACCCCAUCCAGGUGCUGUCGCUCUUCCUCAAGGAUCCCUAUAGCUGGCCGGCUCUCUGCCUCGUUAUCGUGGCCAAUGGCUUCGUGGUAGUGGCGUUAACGCUGGAGCGUCGGAUUGCGGCGGGUUCCCUAUCGGAAGGCAUCGCCUCCGCUCUUCGUGCGCUCAACUUGUUGGCCAUCCUCUUCUUCCCCGCGGCCACCGUCCUCAGUGUCCCCUCCGUCACCCCAGUGGGCGCCGUCUUCGCUCUCACCGUUUACACCAUCCUCUUCCUCAAACUCUUCUCCUUCCACGACGUCAACAAAUGGUGCCGCGAAGGCGAGGGGGGGGCAGUUGCCGCAACGCCCAAAGCCAACGGAGAAGUUGGACGGAACGCGGUGACCUACCCGGAGAACCUCACUUAUCGCAAUCUCUAUUACUUCCUGGUGGCUCCGACGCUGUGCUAUGAGCUGAGCUUCCCGCGGUCCCCCCGCGUCCGCAAGCGCUUCCUCCUGCGCCGCCUCUUCGAGAUGCUCUUCUUCCUGCAGCUGCUGGUGGGGCUCAUUCAACAGUGGAUGGUUCCUACGAUCCAAAACUCUAUGAAGCCAUUUCGGGAUAUGGAUUAUUCCCGCAUCAUCGAACGCCUCCUCAAGCUGGCGGUUCCAAACCACCUCAUUUGGCUCAUUUUCUUCUAUUGGUUUUUCCACUCCUGUCUCAACGUCGUGGCUGAGCUCCUCCAGUUUGGAGAUCGGGAAUUCUACCGGGAUUGGUGGAAUUCCGAGUCCGUGACUUAUUUCUGGCAGAAUUGGAAUAUCCCAGUGCACAAGUGGUGCCUCAGGCAUUUCUACAAACCGCUGCUCCGCUGGGGGGUCAACAAAUGGGCGGCACAGGCGGCCGUGUUCCUCGCCUCCGCCUUCUUCCAUGAGUACCUGGUGAGCGUUCCGUUGCGGAUGUUCCGGCUUUGGGCGUUUAUGGGGAUGGCGGCUCAAAUCCCGUUGGCUUGGUUCGUCUCCAAAUUCCUUCGCGGCAAUUAUGGGAAUGCGGCCGUAUGGAUCUCGUUGAUCAUCGGACAACCGAUCGCCGUCCUCAUGUACGUCCACGACUAUUACGUCCUCAACUAUGAAGGCAAUCAGUGAUCCAGCGGCCUCCGGAACGGCCGAUCCAUGGGAUCCUUGGACUUUCGGGAGGUGUCGCCUCAUCCCUUUGGGAUCGACCGUUCCCGGCGUUUCCCGUCUUUGUGAAUUGAAUGGUGAAUCAAUGCAAUCGUCGUCGUCGUUCGUCGCUCCGGAAGAAAGGGGAGGAUGGAAUCGAUUCCCCUUUCCCCUGCGUUUAGACGGGAGGAGCGGAAUCCGGUUUGGAUCCGGUUGUCCUGGGGAUGCUGGGAUCCAAUGGCCAUUGUCCUGGGGAUGUUCCUGGGAUCCAGUUGCCCUGGAGACGUUGGGAUGCUGGGAUCCAGUUGCCCUGGAGAUGUUGGGAUGCUGGGAUCCAGUUGCUCCAGGGAUGCUGGGCUCCAGUUUCCCUGGAGAUGUUGGGAUGCUGGGAUCCAGUUGCUCCAGGGAUGCUGGGAUCCAGUUGCCCUGGAGAUGUUGGGAUGCUGGGAUCCAGUUGCUCCAGGGAUGCUGGAAUCCAGUUGCUCCAGGGAUGCUGGGAUCCAGUUUCCCUGGAGAUGUUGGGAUCUGGAUUCUGGCCACUCCAGGGAUGCUGGGAUCCAGUUGCCCUGGAGAUGUUGGAAUGCUGGGAUCCAGUUGCCCCAGGAAUGUUGGGAUCUGGCCUCUGGCUGCUCCGGGAAUAUUGGGAUCCCAUUGCCCUGAGGACACUGGGAUCCAGUUGCCCUGGAGAUGUUGGAAUGCUGGGAUCCAGUUGCCCCAGGAAUGUUGGGAUCUGGCCUCUGGCUGCUCCGGGAAUAUUGGGAUCCCAUUGCCCUGAGGACACUGGGAUCCAGUUGCCCUGGAGAUGUUGGGAUGCCGGGAUCCAGUUGCCCCAGGAAUGUUGGGAUCUGGCCUCUGGCUGCUCUGGGAAUGUUGGGAUCCCAUUGCCCUGGGGAUGCUGGAAUCCAGUUGCCCUGGAGAUGUUGGGAUGCUGGAAUCCAGUUGCUCCAGGGAUGCUGGGAUCAAGUUGCCCUGGAUAUGUUGGGAUGCCAGGAUCC